AUGUCUCCCACACCCUGCCCUCAUCCACCCUCAGGAUGUCCCACACCCCGGCACGUGCCGAGGCGGGAGCCACAUCACGCCGAGUUGGACAGCUGCAGCCACCUGGGCCAGUGUCCUCCUGAGGAUUUUGGCCAGCUUGUCCGAAGCCUCUCUGCUCUGCUGAGAGGUGACAAGCUGGUGAGGCAGGAGGUCACCACAGCAUCUUCCCCCAAAAAGCAGCAUCACUGCGCUACCGAGCCGCUGCAGCAGCUUGGGGCGAUUCCCUCCUUUGGGCCUUGGGAGCCAGCCGGCCCCACGGCACGGGGGCUAGGAGGCCGCCCGAGCUCCCACUUCACUGCAGGGAACUGUUGUAUCCUGAAAACCAGCACAGGCAAGCAGCUGUCCAUGUCCUGCUUUGAGGCACACCAGAAUCAGCCUUCCAAUCAUUGGGACAACCUUUGGAAAUCAGGCUGGACUUUCACCCUGACUCAUUUCCCAUUUCCCACUCAUUUUACAGGGAUUCUUCUCCAGGCAAACUGCUUCAAAGUUGCCAGCUUCCAAGUAGCUGUCAGCAAGCUGAGUGAGACUCUCAAUGUGACAGACCAAAGGCAGUUUGCCACGGGUUUUAUGAAACUUGUGAAAGCUGUGGACACCAAGGUUUGUGUCGACAUUCUGGAAAACAUUCAGGUUUUGUCAGAGGAUAUAUGGGGGGGAAAUCUGUCAAAAUUCCCUGUUACUCAUGAUUUUAUGAACUGGAAUAAACUAUGGAAUGAUCAGCAUCUGAACACCAAGGUCUCCAGUGGUAAAGUGCCUCAAUGCUUACUGAGAUACUAUCUUUGA
Messenger RNA from Lonchura striata (white-rumped munia), 819 nucleotides. Lineage: Eukaryota; Metazoa; Chordata; Aves; Passeriformes; Estrildidae. The record is from RefSeq and is a predicted model, not a curated record.